Ectocarpus sp. CCAP 1310/34 is the source of this 1951-nucleotide messenger RNA. The record is from the annotation of a GenBank genome assembly. NCBI's taxonomy places the organism in Eukaryota, Phaeophyceae, Ectocarpales, Ectocarpaceae.
AUGCUGAUCUCGCUCUUCCGAGGACAGUUCCUGUCACUCAAGAAGUGCGAGAUUCUACCAGUCACGGCUCUACAAUACCUUGGCAUCAUCUGCGAUCCGGAGACGAUGACCUUCCAGAUCACCCAAGAGAGUCUGGACAAGCCGCAUGACUUUCUGCAAACAGCCCUGGCCGAUGGGUGCGUGUCCUACCGAACGCUGCAGCGCGUUGCGGGCAAGUACAUGAACAUGACCGUGGCGAUCCGACCGGCGUCGGUUUGGACGCAUGCCAUGUUUGCCGUUCUCCCCGCGAUGGACAAAACCAACCAGCGUCAGGUCGAUUGACACGUGAUGCUUACGCGGAUCUCGGGCAAAAGUUCGAGAAGUGCCUGUCGCUGACGGCCUCUUCACACGAAGGACCUUGGUAGCGAGCGAGCCACCUCAUCGUCAAAAUCGACGAGUCAUCGGACGCGUCUUCCCUUGGCUGGGGUGGCGCUGUCAACAUUGAGGGAGCCCAAUACCGCGCUGGUGGCGUGUUCCCCUACGAUUUGCUACGCCAACGAAACAACAACGAGGAGGUGUUUGCGUUGUACCACGUGCUGCGCCUUUUCUGUGUGCGUUUACCGACUAACUUGCAGCGAGCGCACGUGUUCACCGACGUCGACAACACCGCGGUGUAUGGAUCGUUCAACAGGGGGCGGGCGCGCGACCCUGCAACGCAUGCGCUUCUUGUUCGUUUGUUUGAGCUGUAUGCAGGUCGUAUACGAGUUUAUGCUGUCCCUCAAAUGGGUCCCGUCGGCUGCCAAGCCGUCGCGGAUGAUGUCUCUCGCCCCUCGCGGGGGGCGCACUCUAAUGUUUUGCAUGUCUUAACGGUUGGGCCAUUGACCACGCGUCCUCGAGAGGACGGAGCAUUGUUCCCACAGGACCGAUUGCCGAUGGCCAAUCGUUCCUUUCUACUUUGCCAAAGGUGACUCAAAAAUGUCUUCCCUAGUCGGUCCAUCCUAACGAUAUCUCUUCCCGCCUUUGCAACCCACCUCCUAUGCCCCAGUACAGCUACCGUCCUUUCCUCUCUUUUCCAUGCCUCAAACAUCUCCCUGUACGUUCCAUCUAUUUUUCCCAGCUCAGUCACGUACACUUCCCUCUCCUUGUACAACGGACUUUCCGGCGACUAUAUGAACGAACACGGUCUUCGCAUUCGAAGCCGCAAUCACAUUUGAACUCGUCGUCUUCCUCGUCGACCGUCCUAUGUCUUCGUCGACGUUCCCGAAGGCCUAUGUCCCCGGUCCUGAAGUUGACCGUCGGCUUUGUUCCUGCAUCCAUUGGUCCAUGUACGUAAUCCUUGAACCGUAUUCCUUCCUUUAACGUUCCGUACACUUCUAGACCCUCCUUAUGCUUGAAUUCUUUCUUUAGGUUCUGUUCUUCUCUCUCGGCACAAGCAACAGACAUCUUCUCCUUGAACCCCUGUAGACCCGUCGUUCCAGAGUUUCAUCUUCGUCGAUGUCGAGCCCCUUCUAUACGUCCUCUACAACCAUGACCCAUUCCGUGGGUUGUCUACCCCUUUUUUUGUUUGCCCACUUCGCCUCCCAUGCAAUUCUCGGCAACCUUUCCUCUCCCAUCCCGCACAUGCGAUACUGCCAGGUCAGCUUCCUCGCGUCUCUUCCCGACCGUAGGGAUUGGAUCCCCAAUUCUGCCCUGACGGCUGCAUUACUUGUGCGCCUGAAGCAUCCUAGGAUGAUUUUCGCUGCUUUCAUCUGCGCCGCCUCGAGUUCUUUCACUACCUUCGUAUUUCCUCCCCAUACUUCUCCGGCGUACUCUAACGGCGGUACGAUUGCGCUCUUCAAAACCGUCAAUUUGAUGCGUGUAUCGAGGUGCCGGUUUGCGAGUAUUGGGUGCAGCUUCCCUGCUCGUGCUUGACCCUUUUCCGCUACCUUGGACAUGUGUGCAUUCCACGAGCAGUCUUUUGCGAUCUCUACUC